Molecule: messenger RNA, 2096 nt
Organism: Xylaria bambusicola
Lineage: Eukaryota; Fungi; Ascomycota; Sordariomycetes; Xylariales; Xylariaceae
Product: xaa-Pro aminopeptidase family enzyme
Exons: 6
Coding region: 265-1647 (460 amino acids)
Source: RefSeq, a predicted model, not a curated record
UAUUGGAGACAUUGCAUUGGCGAGGGUAAAGCUUGGGAUUUGUUGUUAGACCUUUUCACGUUUGUAGCGCCAUUUUAUGUCAAUAGUAUUAUCGCUGCCUAGCCAGAUCACAAAUGGUAUAAAAUCAAGGGACUCAGUUUCCUAAAUCAGCAGGUAACCGAGCGGCUUACUUAAAGCAUACUGGAAAACAACGGGGUAGGCAUCUAGACCGGAGGAGAGUAGCCUUGCAAGCUCGUUACUCUAGUCUUAUCUUUCAAACCAAGGAUGCGAACUUCGGCGCUGUCUGGUCUUACCACCGCGCUCAUAGCUGCACUCUGGGCGAGCGAGAUUAUUGCCGCCAGCGCCUCGGAUAAAACACCCCAGAUUCAUACUCUGCCGCCUCUACAAGAACAAGCUGAUAUCGUCAACUCAUGGACCGAGGAACGUAAAGCGCUGAUCCCGGGUCUCCUCCGCAAAUAUGGCAUAGACGCAUGGCUAAUGAGCCAACGCGAAUAUGCCGAAGACACGGUAUUCUGGGCACUAAAAGACGCCGUGCAGUUCUCGGCGCGACGACGGACGACGCAUCUCUUUCUCGCCUCGCCCAAGAAUGGCGCUAAGAACGCGUACUCGUGGAUUGACAACACGGCGGGUGUUUGGGAGGACCUACGCAAUCUCUUUGCCGAGCAACAGCCACGAAACAUAGCGCUUAACACUCAUCCUGAGAUCGCUUUCGCAUCUGGCCUGCAUGCUGGCGAGCUAGACACAAUCUCGUCAGCGCUCGGCGACGAGUGGGCGGAUCGCUUCACCCUCGAGCCUAUGCUUCCCGUCGAGGUAGUGGCCACCAUGGUACCUAGUAGAUUACCCUGGUACCGGCGUAUGCAGGAGACCGCAUGGGCAAUCAUCGAGGAGGCCUUUAGCGAGAAGGUGAUUGUACCUGGGGAAACGACGGCUCUGGACCUCGAGUGGUGGAUGCGAGAGAAGAUUCAGUCUCUCAAUUACACGACAUGGUUUCAACCUGGCGUCUACAUCCUGACAGCAGAGGGCUUCCCCUUGAAAAAAGAGCGGACCGCUUCUCGAAGCGAGUUACGGGCUUCAGCAGACCGACCCAUUCAAUAUGGCGACCUGAUCCACACCGACUUCGGUGUGACGGCGCUGGGACUGAAUACGGACACGCAGCAUCUAGGCUACGUGCUAUAUCCAGGAGAGACAGAAGCCGAUAUUCCCAAGGGAAUGAUCGAGGGUCUGAAGAAGGCGAAUCGCCUGCAGGAUAUAGUCAAAGCGAACAUGAAGAUUGGAUGGAACGGUAACAAGAUCCUGAAGGCAUCUCUAGCCCAGAUGCGCGACGAGGGCAUCGAAGGCAAGAUCUACUGCCAUCCUACAGGUGAAUGGGGUCACUCCGCGGGAACAGUAAUAGGCAUGACGAAUCUCCAAGAUGGCGUCCCGAUCCUCGGCGAAAUGCCAUUACUCAAGGACACCUACUACAGCAUCGAGCUCUAUGCAGAGCAUUUCGUUCCCGAGAGAAACCAGACACUGUUCUUCCCGCAGGAGGAAGAUGUCUAUUGGGACGCGAAUACCGAGUCGUGGGAGUGGGUAUAUGGGAGACAGGAGAAGUUCCUCCUCAUUAGCACGCCGGCCGAGGACGCCUCAAAAAGCCCUAGCGAGCUAUGAGAUGGAUAUACUGCGCAACACUACGAAUUAUUGCUAGUAAACUCAAUUGUAAUUACUAAAUCUCAUUUUUUGGGCCAAAUGUAUCUGCGCAGUCCAACACAAUAUUGCUAUAGUUCCCAGCUCGCACUGCGACGCUUCGUUCAGCUAGGCGUCAAUGUCUGACAGUCAACCGUAAGAUAUCAUCUUGAAUUGCUUGUUAUAAGCUUUCCGAGGAAAAAGCUUAUCGCCUAUAAAUAAGUCUGUUAUAAUACCUACCUACGUACAUAUAUAUGUAGCUAGGUAGCUAGCCGCUCUUACGCAAUACCACCGCCACAAAUAACAGUGUCGGACACCGGACAGAAAGUGGCAGCACACAAAUUUGCAUCCCUAUUCUCUGUGUCGCGUUUGUCCUGCUCCCUGGUAUUAUUUUUAUCUGUUUUGUCCCGACAACGACAGUCGUAUCUGUAGCU